GACCCGCUAGAAAAAUUGCUAGAGAAACUUCCUUCAGUUGUCCACUUUUCUCGUCUAAGCUCACCUUGCGACCGAAGCAAAAGCAGCAAAACCCACACGAAAAAAAGAGAGAAGAGAUACGCUAUUGGAUCAGUUUUGAAUUACUUUUCUCUUGAUUUAAAUACAUACAUAUAGAUCCCUCAAGUGAAAUCGAGCUGAGAAUUGAAAAUGGCCGGAAGAUCAUCGACGAUGAUCGUGACGAACACUCCGGCCAAAGAUCUCGUCAACACCAAUUUUGCCUUCGUCUCACCAUCCGAUUACCGCAAUUUCGUUGUUCCUGGAUCCAAGCUCGCCUUCGCUCUUAUCGCCGAUUCGUUUGUUCUUUCCGUCACUGGCCAUGAAGCUAUUCCUAGCGGCUGUAUUGCAUUUAAUGCAGUUCAUCGUCGUCAGGCUAAAGUGUCUACUGAUGAUCCAGUAUCUGUCAAUAGAUUUUCUCCACCUGAAAAUUUCAAUCUUGCUUUGCUUACUCUCGAGUUGGAGUUUGUGAAAAAAGGGAAAGAUGAACAGGUGGAUGCCGUUCUCUUGUCUCAGCAAAUUCGCAAGAAAUUUAGUAACCAGGUGAGUGCAGCAUCUUUAUCUCUCUCGUAGCCUUAUAGAAAUCUUGGAGCCGCUGC
This is a messenger RNA of Olea europaea var. sylvestris, 653 nucleotides long. Its product is annotated as vesicle-fusing ATPase-like. Gene Ontology annotation, molecular function: ATP hydrolysis activity. The record is from RefSeq and is a predicted model, not a curated record. The transcript is spliced from 4 exons. Gene Ontology annotation, cellular component: Golgi stack. Gene Ontology annotation, biological process: SNARE complex disassembly; Golgi to plasma membrane protein transport; intra-Golgi vesicle-mediated transport. Lineage: Eukaryota; Viridiplantae; Streptophyta; Magnoliopsida; Lamiales; Oleaceae. The coding region runs from base 208 to 627 and encodes 139 amino acids.